AUCGCAAAAGCAAAAAAAAAAAUAAAAAUUGUAAGAUUUUAGGAGAAUUUUUUGUUCCGUGUACAAAUGUAGUGUUUUAGCCAACAAAAAAAAAAAUAAAAAAAGUAGUGAAUGAAACAAUAAAAUACAGAAAAAAUAUAUCAUUUUGCCAACUGAGUUGUUGAGUGUGUUGCAGAAGAAAAAAGUUUAAUGCCAGCAGAGGAACAGACUCAUAAACCGUUAAAAAAUUCCCAUUGUUAAAGUCCUGUUUUAAGCUUUUCGCAUCGCGUCACAUAACUAAAGAGCACUCGACAAAAAUGUUCACAACUCGUACAAUGCUUUCCCUCGCCUCGACAUUGGUGUUCCUCAUAGCGGCGACAUCGUGCACAGCGGAACAAUCAUCUGCCGUAUUGCAGCCUCCGGCACCGCAAAAUCCCGAUAACGAGAAAUUUUACAAACUCAACGAGAAGCGAUCUUGGCAAAAUUUGCAGUCAAAGUCUUGGGGUAAGAGACGUGCCUCCUCGGGAUCUUUUGAGGAUUUGCUCGCUGCUCGAUUGUUGAGUUUGAAUAAUCCGAGUGUCAGUAGAGAAAUUGCCGGAUAUAACGAUGAUAUGAUGAUUGACGAAUUGAUGGAUGCGAGUCGGUAUGAUCCGUUAGAAGGCAUUUACAGCAGCGACGAGGAGAGCUUUUAUCGCCCAUCAGCUGAAAAGAGAGCGUGGAAGAACAUGAACAAUGCUUGGGGCAAACGAGUCGAACGGGAUUGGAAUAAAUUCCGUGGCUCAUGGGGAAAACGUGAACCUGGAUGGAAUAAUUUGAAAGGAUUAUGGGGCAAACGUGCAAGCGACAAUUGGAACAAAUUACAAUCUGGUUGGGGAAAACGCGACUUAGGACUCGAUAGCAAUUAUUAAAUUGAUUUCUAAUCGAACAAAAAAACAGAAUAAAAAGGAGAGACUAAUCAAAAAAUAUAAUAAAAAAACAGUUCAGAGGCUAAUUACAUGCAUGUAAAUUAUAUACAAUACACAAAAAGUCACAAAAAUGCUUUUUCAAGUCCUUUCUAAUAAUAAAAUAUAAAAUAAACCCAUCUAUUUAACAAAAAUUACUUAAAAAAUCAAAUGUCCAUUAUGUAAAUGUUUAAUUAAAGUAAAGCAAAGAAAAUAUGAAACAAUCGUAUAAUCGUGUUAAAGUGAAUUAUUGCUAUUGUUUCUGUAUCUCAUCUCAUAUGCAAGUAAACAAGGCAGAAGUAUAUUUAUGUAAAAAGAC
This is a messenger RNA of Culicoides brevitarsis, 1239 nucleotides long. RefSeq names its product allatostatins MIP (gene Mip). The coding region runs from base 297 to 887 and encodes 196 amino acids. The record is from RefSeq and is a predicted model, not a curated record. The transcript has 3 exons. Lineage: Eukaryota; Metazoa; Arthropoda; Insecta; Diptera; Ceratopogonidae.